GUAAAAUUGACUUGGCACAGAUCUUGUUAAACAACGUACUAUAAAACAUAUUGCAAAUCGCUCUACGUGAAAAGCAUCUGAAAAGGAAAAUGUACAACUGCUUAACAAUAUACUGUUUGACUUGAUGUAAGUAGAAGGGCAACCCUAUUAAUUUGAAAUAAUAAAGAUGGCUGAUUAUACAGUACACGUGAAGACCGGAAGUAAAAAUGGAGCGGGAACAGAUGGAAAUGUAUACAUUUCACUGAUUGAUAUAAACGAGAGGGAGUCGCAAGUCAUACAUCUUGACAUUUGGUGGCAAAAUGACUUUGAGGCGGGUCAAAAAGGGUGUUAUUCCGUUAAAAGUGGUCGCCAAGAUCUCGAACACGUCAACCAAAUAAAACUUUGGAGGGAUGAUACCGACUUAGAUGACACUUGGUAUGUCGAAACAGUCAUGGUGGAACGUUGCAGGGAUAAAGAUAAGAGUAUUUUCCCGAUACAUCGCUGGGUACCUGCAAACCUUCGACUCAAACUACAAGAGUAUGACUGCGUAUUGCCGCAAGUUGAUAAAAAUCAGCAACAGCGAAGGAAGGAACUUGAAACAAAACAAGGAAAAUAUCGGCUGAAAGUUCACCGAGAAGGCCUUCCACCCAUGGCCGCAGACCUGCCAAGUGAUGAGGCAUUUACAAUUGAGGAAUACCAGCUUGACCUAACACAGAAGGGAAAGAUGGUUGGUUUUCCGGCUAAAAUUGCAAAGUUUAUGACAUCCAAAUUUGAAACGCUCGAAGAUUUCCAAAAUGUCUUUGGAUGUAUCUUUAAGAGACCCUACGGGUUGGAGAGAUGGCAUAAAGAUGUCGAGUUCGGUUCCCAGCGGUUAACUGGUUGUAACCCAACAUUAAUAAGUCUUUGUCAGGAAAUCCCCCAAAACUUCCCCGUAACACCGGUGAUGGUUGAGCCAUUCCUUGAAGGGCAAACACUCAAGGCCUGCCUGGAGAGCAAGAAGAUCUACAUAAUGGACCUCAAAAUUCUAGAAGGCAUUAAAUGUUCCGAGAACAGAACACUGUGUGCACCCCUUGGUUUAUUCUACGUCGACAACAACCUGAAGUUGGUGCCAGUUGCCAUUCAACUAUUUCAAGAGCCCUCGGAUAUUAACCCUAUAUUCUUGCCAUCUGACCCUAAACACACCUGGUUGUUGGCUAAAAUGUGGUUUAACAACUCUGACGCAUCCUACCACCAAGCUGGCGUUCAUCUAGCAUUAACUCACUUUUUGAUGGAAUUUGUUGCCAUGGUAUCCAACCGUCAAUUGUCUCCGUCACAUCCGCUGUUCCGUUUACUGGCUCCACACUUUCAUCACGUUAUAGCAAUAAACAACUUUGGCCUAAAACGUCUGAUUAACCGUGGAGGCGGUUUUGACAAGACUAUGUCUAUGGGGACUGUUGGGAUGGAUAGUAUUGUCGACCGUGUUUGGGCGAAUUGGAGGCUGACUCAUGAGGGCACGUUGCCCGUUGACCUAAAGAAUAGAGGGGUGGAUGACGUUAACGCCCUUCCCCACUACCACUAUAGGGACGACGCUCUUCUCGUGUAUGGAGCCAUAGAGAAAUAUGUCAAGGCAGUCGUAGCUGGUAUAUAUGACUCUCCGGAAAAGAUCAUUGACGACUACGAGCUGCAUAAAUGGGUUCAUGAAUUGAGGACACCUCCGGUUGGUCCUGGGAUUAAGGGGUUGCCUGAAACUAUAGCAACGGUUGACGACAUCUCCUGUAUAGUGACGCCAUUGAUCUUUCAAGCAACUGUACAACAUGCAGCAAUCAACUUUAAUCAAUACGAAGAAUAUGGUUUCCCACCAAACUACCCAGGAUUUAUGGAUGGCCAGCCCCCCACAAAUAAGGAGCCAAAAUCGGAGAAGGAUCUCGUGCAAGCGCUUCCCACUAAAGAACAGACAUAUGAUACAAUGUUGAUAACAACGUUACUUAGUGGCAUGGACACGAGACAUUUGGGAGAUUUUGAGAUGCAAUAUGGAUAUGAUCCUAUCCUGCUACAGGCUCUUGAGACCUUCCGCAGGGACCUUGCAGCGAUUGACAGAGUGAUAAUAGAGAACCAGGCAACCAGAGAGAAUGUUUAUGCACAUCUCAAUCCAAGCAAAAUACCUAAUGCAUAA
Messenger RNA from Owenia fusiformis, 2131 nucleotides. The record is from the annotation of a GenBank genome assembly. Lineage: Eukaryota; Metazoa; Annelida; Polychaeta; Sabellida; Oweniidae.